AUGGGUAGUUCGAGGAGGUCCACGCCCGACAACCUACAACAUCCAGAAGGAAUCAGCUCCGCUAUCCUGCCUGGCAGCAACGCUCUCACUACCAUGGGUAGUUCGAGGAUGUCCACGCCCGGCAACCUACAACAUCCAGAAGGAAUCAGCUCCGCUAUCCUGCCUGGCAGCAACGCUCUCACUACCAUGGGUAGUUCGAGGAUGUCCACGCCCGGCAACCUACAACAUCAAGAAGGAAUCAGCUCCGCUAUCCUGCCUGGCAACAACGCUCUCACUACCACGGGUAGUUCGAGGAUGUCCAUGCCCAACAACCCCUACAACAUCAAGAAGGAAUCAGCUCCGCUAUCCUGCCUAGCAGCAACGCGGUGGUACGCCAAUCCAUGUUAA
Messenger RNA from Aegilops tauschii subsp. strangulata, 387 nucleotides. NCBI's taxonomy places the organism in Eukaryota, Viridiplantae, Streptophyta, Magnoliopsida, Poales, Poaceae. The record is from RefSeq and is a predicted model, not a curated record.